Messenger RNA from Saccoglossus kowalevskii, 1273 nucleotides. Its product is annotated as phosphoinositide 3-kinase regulatory subunit 4-like. Gene Ontology annotation, biological process: macroautophagy; protein targeting to vacuole; protein phosphorylation. The record is from RefSeq and is a predicted model, not a curated record. Gene Ontology annotation, molecular function: protein binding; protein serine/threonine kinase activity; ATP binding. Lineage: Eukaryota; Metazoa; Hemichordata; Enteropneusta; Harrimaniidae. Gene Ontology annotation, cellular component: phosphatidylinositol 3-kinase complex, class III, type II; late endosome; phosphatidylinositol 3-kinase complex, class III, type I.
GUUAUUAUACUUAGUGUGCUGAAGGAUCCUGUACCACGUCCUGUAUACGACUACAUCUUGAAAUCGUCUCUAAUUGAUGUGUUGUUUGAGAGUCUGCAUGACAGGCAGCUAAUACGUAACAUAACACGGGCUGGACAUGAACCAAACUAUAACCCAGAUGAAGACAGUAAUCUAGCACAGUUAUUCCGAAAGUUGAAAUCGCAAGGUAUGACAGAAAUCGAUGAGGACAAGUUGCUACUUCUCAAAGAACAUAUGUUGAAAGUUCAUCGAGCUAAAUCCAAUACUAACAAUGACUUGAGGUCACCUGAUGACGACAUUGCCAUACAGCCGGGAGUGAUAAACUUUAGUAGGUUAGGGAGGAAUAUCACCCGGAGACAUGCAGAUAUGAUCAAACCUAAGGACUCCAAAUCAGAGACUGUCAGUCAAGCGUCUGGAAAGAAGACUGGGAAGAAGAAAAGUAACAUGGAAAGUGUCAUGAACGAGGAAUGGAAGAGUAUGUUCGGAGGAACAGGAGAGCUGACGAAACCCACACAACCAUCAUCUCAAACCAAGUCUGGGCCAGAACAGGCCACAUUACCAUCACUGGGGCCAACCACCACACAGACGCAGGUAGCACCAAGUCAGCAGCAACAGGAGAAGCAGACACAGCGGUCAUUAGCUAAGACUUUAUCACCUGAUACACCAAUAAGCAUGUCUCAGUUACAAGCCAGUGAAUCUGGCUUGCCGCAGAAGAAACAAUUUGAACAGCGAGCUCCAGCAAUACCACAAGCUCGGCUUGCUGGAUGUAAGCUUGAACUGCGCAGACUGGUGCACAGAAAGAGAGAACAAUAUAUCCAUGAUAUGGCAACAAAGUCGUUGAUAGAAGGCUCUGUUUUCGAAAACAAACCACCUCCUCCGGGAUGGAAACCCAAAGGAUUAUUAGUAGCUCAUUUACAUGAACAUAAAGCCGCUGUCAAUAGGAUCAGUGUCAGCCAUGACCAUAAUUUCUUUGCCACAUGUUCCAAUGAUGGCACUGUUAAGAUAUGGGAUUGCCAUCGAUUGGAGGGUAAGAGUGUUGCCAACAGAUCUCGUCAAACUUAUAACAGACAAGGUGGACAGAUUAAAACUUUAACUUUCUGUCAGUCGUCCCAUGCUAUAGCGUCAGCCUCCGAUGAUGGAUCUAUUCAUGUGUAUCGAAUUGAUCCAAAUACACCAAGGAUAAGUUUGAUGCAACAGAGAGAUUCUGACCUGGAAGAGGAUGGUAUUAUAGUGGAUAUGCAUCAUGUUGAUUCAG